GGUAGAUGACCGCUCCGGGGCAUCUCGAGCGUACAAACAGCUGGAAGCUUUGGCUGCGCCGAAAGCGCUGGCAUGCUUGGCGAACGGGGUGCUCAAAAAAGUCAAGGCUGCGCUCUCGAAUUCUGGAUGUAUCCGCGGCAAGGGCAGCAGCUGGGACACAUUUAGCAAAAUGCUGAAAACCGGACAGCAGGACUGGCUGCGAGACUGGGAUGAGUCGGCCAAAGUGCGUCUCGGUGUAAACAGCCUGCAUUUGUAUCUGCAGUCGCAGAAGCUUUACCCUCGUUCUCAGAGACUCACUAGCGAGGAAAUUUCCCAGGGGUUUACGGAGACACAGGCGCCGCUGAGUAUCGUUGAGGCGUUCGCCGACCCGAAGAAGUUGCGUAUUCAGUACAAGUUGAAACCAAUCGCGAACGAGCAGUACCUCGAAACUAUCAACGCGAUGGGGCGCACCAGGAUCGACAGCACGAGUCUGGUUGUUGAGCUCGCUGGGAUCGACAAGUUUUUCGCGGCGCUGGUAGACCGGCCUAUGAUUACCGGGGUUCCGAAGGUGCCCCGCAUAGCGAUGCAGCAAAACGACUCGAUGGAAACACUGACCGCGGCGCGGCAGCUGCUGAGCAAUCAUAUGGACAGCCAAAGCGAGGCGGUGGCAACAAAAGCCGGCUCUAAGCGCAACCGUCCGGCUGCUGCUGGCGGCACGACCCACGAUGCUGGAGACCUGCUGGACUUUUUUCUCGAGGCCUACAAGAUAGCGCGCGAGGAGAUGAAGGUGAGCGACGUUUGCGGAGAUGGCCCGAGUAAUUGGCUGCGGGCUAGUUUAUUUUACGGGCGGAUCCUGUUGCAGAAGGGCGUAGAGAGCGAAAAACAGCCUCCGGACCUUCAUCGCGCGUUUGGGUUCCUGAUCAUGUGGAUGCACCAUCAGCAGAACAGAAGUCGAGAGCGGAACCGGGAAGACAGCGGGGACCGCGACCUCCCUCCCGAGGCGCUAAAAGAGGUAGAAGCGUACCGGAAUCCCGGAGAGGUCGCUUUUUUCACUCCGGAGGCUUUUCAGCAGUUUCUGACCGAGAAGGACUGUAUUUCCGAUCUGAACGGAGUCGACGGCGCCCCUUCAAAAGGGGAAGUCGAACUGAAAUUGUUUGGGGUGGCGAAGCAAGCCUCGUUGAACGGAAGCGCCGGCGUCCCGCUGGCGGCGGUCGAAGCCAUCCAGAAGUAUCUGAAACCGUCCGCCGAAGACGUGCUGGAGCGGAUAAAGGAUGAGUUUGAAAGACUGAGGCACGCGAGAUGUCUGAGGGAGUUUCUCGGAAAGCUGCAGAGCGCGAUCGCCAGUUGGAAGGACAUCAUAAUCGAGAAAGCAGUGCAGAGCGGUGGGGCAAGUUCGUCCGCCGACAGUUCGCAACUAGACCCAGGCACCAAGGGAAAAGAGGCUGCGCGAGCCGCAGCCGAGAAGCCAAGCACAUGCACAAAGGGACCGGCUCUUGCAUCGGCGGAGCGGUUCAAGGAGCAUGGCUACUUCGACUACGACGAUUUUUUCGACAAGCAGUCCAGCCUAGGAGCGGCAGCUGAUGCAAGCGCAGGGGCAGCGGGAACUGCCACUGAUGCGUCGCCAUCGGUUUUUCCGCUGCUGCAGAGUUCACUGGCAAUGCGACGGAAAUACCGCGACACUAUUUCCGACGAGGGCUGUCUGGAGUUGAUGAUAUUGCUGUGUGAGGAAGAUAUGACCUGUGGUUCAGCUCUGGAGCCUUCUGCGAAGCGUCUCAAGUUAAGUCCUGCAGCCGCUCUCGAAUUGCCACGGCUUCCGGUGCAACAAAGAUUCAAAAAGAUCGCAGAGUCGCUCGGUCACGACUUGGAGAAAAGUCUCGAAAUGGCAAAAAUAAGCUCAAAGCGGGCGAAAACGAGUCUUCUCGGCAGUGCGACUGGCGGAAAGCAAAUCGCUGAAGGCAAACUGGGGCGGCAACGGGAGAAAUUCCGAGCAGCGGCGACGAAGCUCCGGAAUUUCGAGAAAAAGGAAAUGGACGCAUCUUGGAGUGCAGUAAUCCGAGCGCACGGGGUGAGCGUUGCCACCGAGGGGACCCUAGCCGGUGGCGGGGGGGCCGGACCGGCAGAGCAGACGUCGAAGAGCCCACAAAAUCUCCCGCGCGGGGCGCUCUACGAAGCCGGGAGCCAAGAAGACACUCCGCAAGCCGAGUACAUUUCCGGGCUGAUAAGCG
This is a messenger RNA of Amoebophrya sp. A120, 2204 nucleotides long. The record is from the annotation of a GenBank genome assembly. NCBI's taxonomy places the organism in Eukaryota, Dinophyceae, Syndiniales, Amoebophryaceae.